Tachyglossus aculeatus (Australian echidna) is the source of this 1047-nucleotide messenger RNA. It is a transcript of the gene RNF144B, whose product is annotated as ring finger protein 144B. NCBI's taxonomy places the organism in Eukaryota, Metazoa, Chordata, Mammalia, Monotremata, Tachyglossidae. Gene Ontology annotation, cellular component: mitochondrial membrane; cytoplasm; ubiquitin ligase complex. The transcript has 8 exons. Gene Ontology annotation, biological process: protein polyubiquitination; ubiquitin-dependent protein catabolic process; positive regulation of proteasomal ubiquitin-dependent protein catabolic process. Gene Ontology annotation, molecular function: zinc ion binding; ubiquitin conjugating enzyme binding; ubiquitin protein ligase activity. The record is from RefSeq and is a predicted model, not a curated record. The coding region runs from base 121 to 1047 and encodes 308 amino acids.
CCCUGGAGAGCUUUGCGGCCCUCCACAAAGCCCCCCGACAGCUACAAGGGAACGCAACCCUUCGCGCAAGGGACAGAGGAGAGCAGCCCAAGAGGAGAGGACCCCCCCGGAGGCCGAUCGAUGGGUUCUGCAGGGGGCAUCUGCCACCGCAUCAUGACGACGGGGGAGGCGGCAUCCGCUGACCCGGCCCCCGGAGAACCGGUGCUGGAGACCUUGGUGACCUGCAAACUCUGCCUGUGUGAGCAUCCCCGGGGCCAGAUGACGAGGCUGAGGGAAUGCCAGUGCUCUUUUUGCACAGAGUGCCUCCAACAGUACCUGCGGUUGGCGAUUCGAGAAGGCUGUGGGUCACCUAUCACUUGUCCGGACCUGGUGUGCCUCAACCAAGGGACACUGCAGGAUGCCGAGAUCGCUUCCCUAGUGCCCACUGACCAGUUUCAACUCUACCAAAGGCUGAAGUUUGAACGAGAGAUCCAUCUGGACCCUUGCCGGACAUGGUGUCCAGCCGCUGACUGCCAAACGGUCUGCCUCGUCGGACCCAGCGACAUGGGACUGCCCGUCCCCGUAGACUGCCCGACUUGCCAUCUCAAAUUCUGCUCCUCCUGCAAGGACGCCUGGCAUUCGGAGCCCCCCUGUCGCGAUAGCCAGCCCGUGGGAAUCCCGACGGAGCGAGGUGCCCUGAUAGGUACGGACCCAGAAGCCCCGAUUAAACAGUGUCCAGUGUGUCGGAUCUAUAUCGAACGCAACGCAGGGUGUGCUCAGAUGAUGUGCAAGAACUGCAAGCACACGUUUUGCUGGUACUGCCUCCAGAACUUGGACAAUGACAUUUUCCUCAGACACUACGACAAAGGGCCCUGCAGAAAUAAACUCGGCCAUUCCAGAGCCUCAGUGAUGUGGAACCGAACACAGGUGGUGGGGAUUCUGGUGGGAUUGGGAAUCAUCGCCUUGGUGACCUCUCCGCUGCUGCUCCUGGCCUCCCCUUGCAUCAUCUGCUGUGUCUGCAAGUCCUGUCGGAGCCGGAAGCAGAAACACGAUCCACCCACCACCUAG